GAGAGAGCUACAAAACGACACACCAAACACACACAAACACAAAAACAAUGGAGGGGUGCGCUUGCUGUUGCUCAACGUCGCCGGCAUCACCCUUCCUUUCAAAGCCGUCACAGCAACGGCAGUUAUCUGGCUUCCACCGUCUAACUCUUCCUCUGAAACCACCAAUUCCACUUAUCAGACUCAGACUCAGGGCCACGCUUUGUUCCUCCUUUACCGAAGGCGGCGGCGGCGGCGGAGGAGGAGGGAGAAACGGCGGCGGAGGAGGAGGGAGAAACGGCGGCGGUUGGGAUGAUGAUGGUGAUGGUGAUGGGUCAAUUGGGUCCCUUGGAAUUCCCACUGGCUCAAUUCUGUUGCUGUCGUUGUUCUUCUGCUCCAGAUUGGCCAGAGCUCAAUCGUUGUCUUCUUCUGUUUGGGAAGUUAAGGGAGGGAAGUGGAUUUUGCUUGUUCCGAAUGAUUUGGACGACACUUUUGUGGUUGAUUCUCUAUUUCCAUCCACAUCUUCAACGAGACCAGUUUCUCCUCUGAAUUUGUGGUUGGAAAAAUGCAGACAACUGGUGAUGCGUUUGAUGCUUCCAGAAGGCUAUCCUGAAAGCGUGACAUCUGAUUAUUUGGAUUACUCUCUUUGGAGAGCCGUCCAGGGCGUCGCCAGUCAGAUUAGCGCCGUUCUUGCCACUCAGUCGUUGCUUUAUGCUGUUGGAUUGGGAAAAGGAGCAAUUCCCACGGCGGCGGCCCUCAAUUGGGUGCUCAAGGAUGGAAUCGGUUAUCUUAGCAAAAUAAUGCUCUCCAAAUACGGACGCCAUUUUGAUGUCAAUCCCAAGGGAUGGAGGCUCUUCGCUGAUCUUUUGGAAAAUGCCGCCUUCGGAUUCGAAAUGCUCACUCCUGCCUUUCCUCAUCUUUUUGUUCCGAUCGGCGCUGUUGCCGGGGCCGGCCGCUCUGCUGCUACAUUAAUCCAGGCUGCUACCAGAAGUUGCUUCUUUGCUGGCUUUGCUGCUCAAAGGAACUUUGCUGAGGUGAUUGCUAAGGGAGAAGCUCAAGGAAUGGUGAGCAAGUCUAUCGGUAUCGCUAUGGGUAUAGGAUUGGCUAACUGCAUUGGCACCUCUACACCGCUCGCCCUUGCUUCUUUUAGUGUGGUCACUUUUAUUCACAUGUACUGCAAUCUCAAGUCAUAUCAGUCCAUUCAAUUAAGGACUCUAAACCCUUACCGUGCAAGUUUAGUUUUCAGUGAAUAUCUCCUUAGCGGGCAAGCGCCUCCAAUCAAAGAGGUCAAUGAUGAGGACCCGCUCUUUCCAGCCGUACCAGUUCUAAAUGUGAAACCAGUGAACAAAGAACAACCAGCUGUACUAUCUGCAGAAGCAAAGGUUGCAGCAGCUGAAAUCGAUAACCGUUUACUGCUGGGAUCUAAGCUUAGUGAUGUCGUCAACAACCACAAGGAUGUGCUAGCACUUUUCGAUCUCUAUAGGAAUGAGGGCUAUAUUUUGACUGAACACAACGGAAGAUUCUGUGUGGUGCUUAAAGAAACUUGCUCACCACAUGACAUGCUCAAGGCAAUGUUCCACGUCAAUUAUCUGUACUGGUUAGAGAAAAAUGCAGGAAUUGAUGGAGCAAGUCCUUAUCUUGACUCCAAACCAGGGGGCAGACUGCAAAUAUCUCUAGACUAUGUGGAAAGGGAGUUCAACCAUGUCAAAAUCGACGGAGAAUCAGCGGGUUGGGCCACAGAUGGGCUCAUUGCAAGGCCUUUACCCAAUAGGAUCCGUCCAGGUUUUGUGGCAUCCCCAAAUUCCACAUAGCUGGCCUGAUAGAUGUAGGCAAAUUAGAAGGCAUUCUUGGAUUCUAAACCAUUGAAAACAUUUUGGCAAACACCGUACUCUGCAGGUUUUGACAACAGCAUACAAGUUCGAUGUCACGCGACGCGGUGACGGUGGCGAGAUGAAAUCCGUCUGACAUUCAUCCUUAACGUCCCCAUAAUUAUAAUUUUGUAACUUGACAUUCAUCCUACCGUCUUCUUUGCAUCUGCAUUCUUCCCCGCCUUUGAUUGACGCAUCUAUUCGUGGGUAAUUUGUUUAGUCUAGGCCCACACAUUAAGGGUAAGAAGUAUUUGAGUAUAAAUACUAUAUUUAUCGUCCACAUAAUCCGCUAAUCUAGAUAUAGGGGGCAAAAUCAGGAGGGAAAAAACUAGCAAUACGGGAAUAGCAUGAAAUAUGCCAUAUUGAGUUUGGGAAUAUUGGUUAAAAACAGUGGCUUUUAUGUAUUUGUUAUUAUUAUUAUUAUUAUAGAUGCUUAAUGGGUAUGUUACAGAUAGGAAACUUUUUAUUCUUUCUUCAAUAACGUUUGUAAGAACCCAAUUGCGUUUGUGUUAUUAUGUAAUGAAGAAAGAACAAUAUGGUGACUGUCCAUGACGAAAGGGAGGCUCAGAAGGCUUGGGCGAUUUGGGCUCAAAGUGGCCCAAGGAAUGGGUUCAAAGUGGCAGCUAAAUU
Molecule: messenger RNA, 2474 nt
Organism: Morus notabilis
Lineage: Eukaryota; Viridiplantae; Streptophyta; Magnoliopsida; Rosales; Moraceae
Product: protein root UVB sensitive 1, chloroplastic
Exons: 7
Coding region: 48-1787 (579 amino acids)
Biological process (GO): developmental process; response to UV-B
Cellular component (GO): chloroplast envelope
Source: RefSeq, a predicted model, not a curated record